AAAAUAUAACGUUGAAAUGAGUCACAGCGGUAGUGGUGGUGGUGGUCGUGGUGAAUAAGGUGGUCCGCGGUAUAUAAAGACUCGGGCUUGGCUGUAAGUGAAGUACCGGACCAGCUAAGAAGUACAUUAGCUGUUACCUCUCUCUUCUCCUGAGUCACUACCAAAAGAGCAAGAUCAAGAUGCGUGCGUCCUGGAUCUUCGGAAUCGCCGUGCUGGUGCUGACUGUCGCCUUGGUGCACGCCGGACCUCUGCCGGAUGAGGAGACCAGCACUGGCUCCAAGACACUCCACGCCCUCAGGCAGUUCUUCAGUCCAGUUACGAACUACUUCAGCAGCAUUCCCUCCAAGACUCCAUCUGACAUUGCCGAUGACGUCAGAGGCUCGGUUGACAAUGUGCGUGACUGGGCCAGCGAGAACGAGGCGAUCCAGGCACUGCGAGGCGCUCUCAACCCCGUCAGGGACUGGAUCAAGGAGAAGGCCAAUGUCGUGAAGGACCAGACAUUCAGUGACAUGUACGACAAUGUCAAGACAUCCGUGCAGAACCUUGACCAGAGGGUCGGCACGUGGCUGGAACAAAACACAUCAAAAUAAUCUUCCUCCUCCAGUUCCUUCAUUUCCUCCAGUUCCUAGCUCCAAUUCCUCCAGUUCUUCCAGUUCUCUCUUCUAUCCAAGGAAGCUACAGAUAAGAUUAUAUUCCUUGCCUCAUCCCAACGGAGACAUACCCCCCUACCUCACCCAGUCCUGUUUUUAAUAUGAUUUUAUUCCCCUGAAGCAUGUAACAAGAUUAAUAUUAGUUCACUUAUUCAACAUUUCGACUACUUUUAACAGGCUCUUUUGGAAGUUAUGUUUGCAAGGGUGUUUUCAUGAUUCUAGUGAUAAUUUGACAGGAAUUCUGUAUCAUGACAGGGAGAAACACUCAUGAAAACCCGGGUAAUCAUCUGCGGCCUUUGAAAAUAGUUGUAAUGAGCGAAUAAAGAGUUUCACCACGCGGGGCUGUAUGGGGAUAUGUGCUCACUACUUUCCUCGCGCCAGUACACAUUUUUUUUUAUCAUAUCAGUAAAUUAUAUCAUUAUUUA
Scylla paramamosain (green mud crab) is the source of this 1075-nucleotide messenger RNA. RefSeq lists its product as uncharacterized. The coding region runs from base 180 to 590 and encodes 136 amino acids. Lineage: Eukaryota; Metazoa; Arthropoda; Malacostraca; Decapoda; Portunidae. The record is from RefSeq and is a predicted model, not a curated record. The transcript is spliced from 5 exons.